Messenger RNA from Sturnus vulgaris (Common starling), 2669 nucleotides. RefSeq names its product MAD2L1 binding protein (gene MAD2L1BP). The record is from RefSeq and is a predicted model, not a curated record. Gene Ontology annotation, cellular component: nucleus. Gene Ontology annotation, biological process: regulation of exit from mitosis. NCBI's taxonomy places the organism in Eukaryota, Metazoa, Chordata, Aves, Passeriformes, Sturnidae.
GGGCCUGGAUCGCGGCGGGAUGAGACCCCAGGGGGACCGGUCGGCGCUGGGCAGCCCCGCGGUGGCCGUGGCGUUCCCGGGAGCUGUGUGCCGGGGCAGCGGCUACCGCUUCGCCUGCGAGCUCCUGAAGCACGUCCUGCACCAGCGGAACCAGCUCCCGCUGCCCUACGAGCAGCUCGCGUACUUCUGCCGGCAGGCGGCCCAGGAUGGAGAUGGAAUUGGGAAGCCACUUUCCCUGGGCCUGGCAAGCAGAAAGUGCCAGCAGCUGCUGAUGGAACUGGAGGGAUUGUUCCAGCACCUGGAAGUCAUGUUUAGUCUGACACUGGUUCCUCGGGUUCUUUUCCUACUUGGUGGCAAUGUCAUGAACCCCAAGGAGCUCUAUGAGCUGAAUUUGGAAGGGUUCUGCGAGGGCGCUGCUGAGGAGAGCCUCCAGACUGCGCCCUGUGUUCGCCAGCUCUUUCACCGCCUCUUUGUCGCUGAUGUCUUCAGCGAACUUAAGGCUCUCCCUGUCACAGGCACUCUUGUCCUGGUCCAAGGACACCGUGACUGUGGUGUUGAGUGGUUCCGGCCCAAGCUCAACUACCAAGUGCCGACCCGAGGGAGGAAGCUGACUGUUAAGUUGUCCUGUGAUGGAGACCUCCAUGUUAGUGCUUCACCUCCACAGCACACCACACCUGCUUGGGAGGACUAUGUCUGGUUCCAAGCACCAGUGACCCUCAAAGGCAUUAGUGAAUGAAUGGUUUCCAUGGAAGUUCAAUUGGAAUAUUGAUUACAUUUUUUUGUUUAGGCCUUAAUUUUAGCAAAUGCAACCAUGUAUUUUUGAAUCGUGUCUGUAUGAAUUUUUUUUCUUCAUGGAGUCUACUCACUUCCUGUAGCUUGCUGCGCUCAUCUGUUGUCCUUAUUUCCUGAGUUGUUGUUGAAGGCAAAUCCACUUUAAGGCACAGUUGCACACAGGUCCAAUGAUUCUUUAGGGACCUGAUCUGUGACAUGAAAUGAAUUAAUUUGUUGGGAGUAAAAGUCCCCUGCUUUGUGCUUGUUGAACUAGAAAAUGCUGGUCACAUACAAUCUUCUCCUGAGUUUUAAAUAUGGUCAUUUUCUGAUCCUGCCUUUGCCGUGCUCCCCAUAGACUGUCUUCAGUGAAGUUACUUCCUUCAUAAUAACUCUCUGUGAGGAAAACCAUCUGCAGUCCUUAAAAGGCUCCUCAUAGCAAGAAACCCAGAGGGCAAAACUGCAGCAGGACACAGAGGUAAUAUUGUUGUGGAAAAGGGAUUUAUUUCCAGCUAGUAAAGAAUGGGGCAGGAUGAAGGCAGUUCCUCUGCAAAGGACUGGAGCUGCCAGGGCUACCUUGGAGCUGGGAGGAGCCGUGUCCAGGGGCCCCUUGGCAACCCUUCAAGCACCAGCCACGGCUGCCGUGGUGUGUGCCCCACUUGAGUCCUCAAGUGUUUGCCCAUCUAUUUGAUCAAAUAGAUCCCCAUGACUCACUUUCUGUUCAGUAAUAUUCCAAAGUAAGACUUUUCAGCAAAUGAAAAAUCUUGUAGUUAGUGCUGCCUUGGAGAUUGAAAGAGACGGGCACGGUGGAGGCCUAAGGGCCCUGACAAUAAGUUAGAUACAAGAUUAAAAGUAAGCAGUGUCUUUGCUAACCCUCUUCAGGGAAAGUUAGAAGUGCUGUUCCAAUAAUGGAAGAUAGCUCUCACUUGAGGAAGAAACUUAGACUUCAGCAUAUCUGAAAUGCUUAGAAGUCGGGGAAUGUGAUCAAGUUUAGCACUGUCCUAACCUGCCAAAUUCCUUUUGUUAGUCAGAUUGUAUCACUUAGAAUCAGAACUGUUUUUUCUGGGCUGGUGUCUACUGGAGAACAGGACAGGGAGAGAAGCUCUGAGAGCAGUGUGUUAGAACUAGGUAUCUGCUGGAGUUGUCUUCAGUCAGCUGGGCAAUUAUCUGUGCUGUAACGAGCUUUCAGUAGCUUCAAAUAGCUCCAUCCAUUUGAAGAGAAAUGUGAACCUACUGGUAGUGAGGGUACUUGCUGUUAUGAGUCAAAAAUGCGCAAUGAGGUGGUAAAAAUCCUUUGUGGAAGAGGGUAAGGAUUGAAGUAACCCUCUAUACUUGGUGUGUAUUUUAACUUUGACCUUUUGGAAUGGAAUGAGAUGAUAGAAGUAGAAGGAACUUCAUUUGAUAUUUUUGAGCUUGGAGAACAUUAGAGUGCUCUCUCUGCUCUAUUAUCCAUUGCUAUCUGUUUACAAUGUGCGGUAGCUGCUUCUUAAGCUAGUUCUAGGGGAAAAACUGAGAGUGAAGAAAGGUGCCUGAUGUGCAACUGCUCACUUGAAUAUGAAAUUCCAGGUCUCUUGAAGGAAAUACAACUUGAAUGUAGGAGUUUUGUGCUCAGGAGAUCAAAGCCCUUUACGCUUCCACCAAAGCUGCUUGUAACACUUAUUUAAGAAUUAUUUAAGGUGCCCAAGUGUUUAAAGAAGCUUUCAAACAGAAGCCUUGACCAGCUCCUUUCACUUCUCUUCCUCAGAUGAGUGCAAUGUUACUUCAAUAAACUGUUUACAUAUUCUAUUAUACUUGAGCUAUGAAUGCAGAAAUGAUAUGAUGCUGGGAAUGAAAGAACAAAGGAUGCUAUUUGGAUUUUUUUUGUUUGUAUUUUUUCUUAUGAAAGCAUGUAGAACUUGACU